AACGCCGGUAGCUAGCUAGCUAGGACAACGGUAAUCUGAUUCCAUACAUUAAAACUAGUUAGAUGGAGUUUGCCUUCUCCCUUUCUCUCCCUGAAGUGUAGAACUGGAAAGCUGCAAAAAUGAGUCAUGUGGCUCGUGAUGUUUCUUUGUGCACUACUAGCUCACCAAUUAUGGUAUCACAUUAUACUUGUCACGGCUUUCCUCCUCUUCUGAGGAGGAGUAACAAGGAUCGGACCACUACGCAGCGUGAUCUUCAACAGCAAGCUCCUCUGGCACCCAUGUCAGCUGAGCGUGUCAAUAAUGCCACACAAUGGCUGCCUUAAUAUUCAGAUCAUUGAAGCCAGAGGACUCCUUGGGAAUGAAAAUAGGAAAUGUGAUUUUUAUGUCAAGCUAGCGAUUAUCCCAGACCUCAAUCUCAGUACACAUCGGAAGACCGAAACUGUAUUAGACUGCAAAAAUCCUCUCUUCCUUGAGACCUUUUUGCUGGCUAUUAGUGUGGAGGAUUAUCAGAAGAGACUGCUGGUCACUGUGUGGAAUCGCAACCCAUCCUCCAGGAGGAGUGAGUUCCUGGGCUGCAUGAGUUUUGGAACACACUCGCUCAUAACUUCAUCAAAGGUUAUCAGUGGCUGGUAUUAUCUCCUGGGCGAAGAGCUGGGGAGAAGCAAGCAUCUGAAAGUGGCUUCGAGACACCUCACAGGCAGGCAGGACUCUGCUGGUGAAUUGAGACGGGCGCAUCUGGCUUCUAAGCCACGGGAAGCUGCCUUGUCCAACCAUGGUGCUCCAGCCUCUGGGACGGUGCUGCCUUCAAGCCCAGAGAAUAUGCUAUGCUUAACAGUGACUAUCCUUCGGGGUAAAGAUGGCUUCGGCUUCACCAUCUGCUCGGACUCACCUGUGCGUGUUCAGGCUGUCGAUCCAGGGAGUCCAGCGCACCAGGCUGGCUUACAGCAGAUGGACACUGUGCUGCAGCUCAAUGGCCAACCAGUGGAGCAAUGGAAGUGUGUUGACCUUGCUCACGCAUUCAGAAACUGCCACAAUGAGAUCACAGUAGUGGUAUGGAGGACCCUACCUAUUAUGAAGCCGUAUUUUGAGGGCCUGAUCCACAGACCGUCUUAUAAGGCCUCUGCCUAUGACACUGUGGUGUCCCCGGCGGGGAAGAAACGAGACAAGACCCCGCCUUUGCUGACCCACCCCACCCAUGGCAGACGGAGUGGACGUAAGCAAGGGCUGGUGUCAGAGGGCGGCCAUGGAUCCUUGUGGAGGGACAAGCGAGAAGACAAGGGAGAGUACUACAAGGGACAGGAGCCAGACUACGGGACUACUAAGAUCAGGACUCGGACCCUCAAAGGCACCCGGGUGACCUCAUCAAAUGGUGACAACUACAUUAUCCUCUCCCCUGUGGACCCGGGAAGCCAGAUCUUGCAUCCCGUUUAUCAAGACCGGAAUGGUACACUUGGUAAGAUUUAUCAAAGUCACCCAGGCGGUGGACUUCAGAAGGGCAAUGGCUUUCUACAGGACACUGCUAGCGGGCUACAGGCCACAGGCUUAUCUUCUCAACGCUCCAUCAUCGGUAAGACGGCUACCAUGCUGCCCCCAUCUGGCUACCAACCCAGCUAUGGCAAUUACCAGAACUGCACCAUUGUCCAGUCUCAUCUGCCCUACUCCAAUUACGGAACCUACGUCACGCUGGCGCCCAAAACCCUCAUCUUCCCCGUCUUUGUUCAGCCCCUGGAACUGUGUAGCGAGCGAACACUUCUUCUCUCAGAGGAGAUGAUCCUGCAUGAGAGCCAGUGCAUGUCUAUCAAGGUGACAUUGCUCAUCUACACAGACCUGAUGCUGCUGACUAGGGAGGAUGAGGCAGGCCACUGUAAUGUGCUGCAGAGCCCCCUGUACCUCCACCAGCUCCGCCUGCGGGAUGUUCCUGCUGAUGUUUUGAGGUUGUACAUCAUCCACUGGACAGAGAGGAGUGAGUGCCUGUUCAGUCUGGAGGCGUACACGGUGGAGCAGAAGAGGCGGGUACAUCUGUGCCUGCGGGAGAACAUUGACAAGCAUCUGGAUCAGAGGGAUACACUUGUAUAUGAUCAGAUGUUGGAACCAAUGGCCGAUGUCCAUUGUGAGCUCGGUAUCCUAAAUCUGGGCCGUCAAGCCACCGAAGAGCCCUCCUCGUAUGGCCCUUCCUCCAAACCCUACAGCAUGAGCAGCCCGCCAGCCAAUAUCCCGAACCUCAUCCCCCUGGUGGUGCGCAGCACAGACGACCUCGGACAGAAGUUGCCCCUCACGCCCCCCCCAUGUACCAUAGAUAAAACCUGCAACAGUAUGAGCCUUGAGAGAACGGGCAUCUGGAAGGUGGAGGGAGACGAGGAGAGGCAGCAGGGUGAGGGAGAGAGCGCCACUGAGACGUCAGAGACAGCGUGUAUGGGUGCGAUACCUCUGUCCCCCUAUCCGUCGUCCUCGCUCACAGUCCCUGACACGCGCUUCCUCGAUCGCUCCUUCAACACAGAACCCAUGGAAGAAGAAGAAGAGGAGGAUGAGGAGGACUGUGACAAAGACGGCCUGGAACGUCGGAGCAUCGGGGAAUGCUCUCCCUUUAGGAAGCGGGGUGAGGGCGUGAGCGGUGGUGACGAGCCUAGGGUCCUCCACAGACGCACGCUUAGCGAGGGCAGUCUGCUGCAGGAGCUGCGCUCGCCACGUUUCAUCUCCGACAGCACCAUCCACCGCCUGGACAGAGGCCACGCUCCCCCACCGGGCGGCUGGAUGCGGCCCUCCCCAAAGACCCUGAAGAAGGAGUUGACAAGGAACGGAGGCUCGGUGCACCAGCUCUACAUGCUCCUCUCAGGGAGGAAGGUAUGCAGUGAAUCUGACUGUAACUGUGAGUUUAAACAUGGCUGCACGAAAAAGAAGAAAUCCAUGAACCUGGCCAAAGACAUGAAAAAUCGCUUGACUUUCUUGAGGAAGAACGAUUUCCAUGGCAGCAACCCAACAAACGGGCUGGAGAAAGUCCUGAAGUCAGUCAAGCCCUCGCCAGAGGAGGCCCUGAAGUGGGGGGAAUGCUUUGAUACACUGCUGGCUCACAAAUAUGGAGUGGCAGUCUUCCAAAGGUUCCUGCAGACAGAGUUCAGUGAGGAGAACUUGGACUUCUGGUUGGCCUGUGAGAAGUACAGGAAAAUCAAAUCCCAGUUCAAAAUGGCCUCCCGAGCAAAACAAAUCUUCUCAGAAUACAUGUCCAUACAGUCCUGUAAAGAGGUGAAUCUGGACUCCUACACCCGAGAAGUCACGAAGGAGAACUUGCAGAGCACCUCGGCAUUGACCUUUGACCUGGCCCAGAACAGGAUCUAUGGCCUCAUGGAGAAGGACCCGUACCCUCGCUUCCUACGCUCGGACCUCUACAGGGACUUGACCAACCAAAAGAGGUUCAACGCCAUGGUGCCAGAUCUGCCCUGAGUUGGAAGAGAGAUUGAGGACAUUGGAUGACUUGGAGCCCUGGUUUGUGUUCAUUAGAGGGAUGGACAUUGGAGAGCUGUGCCCAGGUGACAUUCACGUUGUCUAAAUUGGUUUAGAUUAUGGUUUGGUACUAUUUUUGUCAGUGUUAUAUACUUACCUCAUCUGAUUCUCCAUGGGCAUUUUCCCAACCUGGUUCUGUGGUCAUUGGUUUCUGACGAGUUAAUUUAAAAAAUGUUUUGAACAAAUACAGCUUCCAUAUCCUCAUGGGCCUUCCUGUUUGUGGCAUAGCCCAAACCUUCACUGCCUUCUAUUUCUGUGUGUAACACAGGCAGAUUUCUGACACUAUUCCAAAGACUAGAAGAUGCUAUACACUAUAUCUAGGAGGUGUUCAACAUAGCCAAGAGGCCUUCCAGUGUAUUCAAACUAUUGUGCAAUCAACAAACAUGGUGCAAUGAACCCCCCCCCCCCCCCCCCCCCCCAAAACAUUAUACAAGCAAUCCUAUAUGAUCUUUUAAUAUUUCAGCAUUGGAAGCUCUGCAAUACAAGGUGGUUGCCACUGCUUACAGAAAACCUUCACCAUCAGCAUCCAGAUUGCAAUAUACAGUGCCUUCAGAAACUAUUCACACAACCUUUCUUUCCUCAAUUGAGAUUAAAAUGUAUUUCAUUGUAAUUUUUUUAUCAACGAUUUACACAAUACUCAAACAUAUGUACAAAAAUAUAUAUAGAUAUAAAAGGAAAAUUAAACACUAAUAUAUCUUGAUUAGAUAAGUAUUCAACUGCCUGAGUCAAUACCUGUUAGAAUCACCCUUGGAAGCGAUUACAGCUGUGAGCCUUUCUGGGUAAGUCUCUAAGAGCUAGAUUGUGGAACAUUUGCCAUUCUUUACAAAAGUAGUCAAGCUCUGUCAAAUUGUUUAUUGAUCAUUGCUAGACAACAGAUUUAAGUAGUUUUUAAGUCAAAACUGUAACUCAGCCACUCAGGAACUUUCACAAUCUUCUUGGUAAGCAACUCCAGUGUAGAUUUUGCCUUGUGUUUUUGGUUAUUGUCCUGCUGAAAGGUGAAUUCAUCGUCCAGUGUUUGAUGGAAAGCAGACUGAACCAGGUUUUCCUCUGAAAUUAUGCCUGUGCUUAGCGCAAACUCCCCAGUCCUUAACGAUUACAAGCAUACCCAUAACAUGAAACUUAAAUUUUUCUUUUCACAAUUCCUGACAUUUAAUCCUAGUAAAAAUUCCCUGUCUAAGAUCAGUUAGGAUCACCAC
Messenger RNA from Oncorhynchus gorbuscha (pink salmon), 4694 nucleotides. Its product is annotated as regulator of G-protein signaling 3-like. Gene Ontology annotation, biological process: signal transduction. Lineage: Eukaryota; Metazoa; Chordata; Actinopteri; Salmoniformes; Salmonidae. The transcript is spliced from 24 exons. The coding region runs from base 301 to 3438 and encodes 1045 amino acids. Gene Ontology annotation, molecular function: protein binding. Gene Ontology annotation, cellular component: plasma membrane; nucleus. The record is from RefSeq and is a predicted model, not a curated record.